This is a messenger RNA of Grammomys surdaster, 899 nucleotides long. It is a transcript of the gene Ferd3l, whose product is annotated as Fer3 like bHLH transcription factor. Bases 58 to 564 code for a protein of 168 amino acids. NCBI's taxonomy places the organism in Eukaryota, Metazoa, Chordata, Mammalia, Rodentia, Muridae. Gene Ontology annotation, molecular function: protein dimerization activity; RNA polymerase II transcription regulatory region sequence-specific DNA binding; DNA-binding transcription factor activity, RNA polymerase II-specific. Gene Ontology annotation, biological process: developmental process; regulation of transcription by RNA polymerase II. The record is from RefSeq and is a predicted model, not a curated record. The transcript has a single exon.
GCCCCAUCAGCAGCUAUGCCCUUCUUGCAAGAAAAUCGAUCAGCUAGACACUGAGCGAUGGCCGCCUAUCCAGAGAGCUGCUUGGACGCUACCGUGCUGAACUUUGUAGCAGAUCUCUCUCUGGCCUCUCCCAGACACCCUCUUCUCUGCGAGUUCCCACCUGGGGUCCCUUUUGGGGACCGAACACUGAGGUUCAGAGAAGGAAGACCUAGGAGACUGUCGCAGUUUGAGGAAAGAUACCAAGAAGUAGAGGGGGGCGAAGUGGACUAUGAGGACCCGGAAGAGGAGGAAGAGGAGGGAGAGGGGCGCGGCAGAGUAGCAUCCUUGCUGGGCCGCCCCAAAAGGAAAAGAGUCAUCACUUAUGCCCAGCGCCAGGCCGCCAACAUUCGCGAGAGGAAGAGGAUGUUCAACCUAAACGAGGCCUUCGACCAGCUGCGCAGGAAGGUGCCCACCUUCGCUUAUGAGAAGAGGCUGUCCAGGAUCGAGACCCUCCGCUUGGCCAUCGUCUACAUUUCCUUCAUGACCGAGCUCCUGCAGAGCAAGGAGGAAAAGGAAGCCAGCUGAGCGGGGAGGGGUGAGCCGAAGAGACACUCCCCCCUCCCUAUCCUGCUUGGCGGGUGUGUCUGAAAGGCAGGGGGACCUCUGGCCUUCUGUCCAGGGAGUGCUCUGGGUUUAAGAUGGUAAAAUCUCCACUCCUGGCAGCUCUGGAGUGAAUAAAGUGGGGAUUGUACACAAUAAGGGUUAAACUGGGCAGGUUGGAAGUUCCCGCGGUCAAGGCUUUAGGGGGUUAGAGUUUCUUGCGUGGAGUGGGUGGGAAACUAGGUCCGCUCUUCCAAGGACCUUUGCUGAGCUUCUCUAAAGUCGGAUCUUUCCUCCGUUCUCCUUUCAAAUGUAGAAAU